CAUCACGGGGCAGGCUUCAAACGGUGAUUCAAGGCUGACCUGGCAUAGGUACUUAUUGUAUCAAGUCUCGUUAACAGAGAUGUUCAUUCACUCGUACUCACAGAUGACCAGUAUGGUUCGUGCAACUUGCUACGGUCAGAUUGACCCCGUAUCUCGGUACAGAGGUGUCAGUGAAAAGUCUCCAGUGUUAUCGUAAAAUGUGCUUAAAGUGUCGGUGCCACGUAAUGAAAAGUCGAACUAUACGUUUGUACAUUCGAUAGACAUGGCAGCGCUUGUUCGUCUUAAACGUGGAAGCGUCCAGUUGAGACUUGCGGCGCGGGAAAUGAAAGCGGCUGUACGAGCGCGACACAUCGUUGCAGCACUCGUUGCAGUUGGAUUUGCACUCUGCGGUGCAGUUGAAGUCAGCUCUUCGGUUGCAUUGCUAGCCAAUCAAAAAGACAAUCAUGCCAUUAUCGACACAUCCUGGCACUGCGACAUGCUGGUCAACAUCAGUAGUCGUAAUCGCACUGAAGAUUUUGAAGUUAUACUUAUGGAGUUACCACCGGAGGAACGUACAGAGUCUAUAAUGAGAGAGGCGUUCUUAUGGGGUCAAGUUGCUGGACCGAUUUUAGGAGGAUGUUUGGUAUGGGGAAGGUCAGGCCCAUCCAUGGUGUUUUCACGUGCGGUUCUUAGCGCCUGUUUGGCGUCUUUGUUAGUACCUGCUGCAUGGAGAAGUCCUUCUCACGUGGCACUCCGCCUGUUUCAGGGACUGUGCACAGGCGCAACUAUGCCCGCUGCACAUAUGUUUGCUAUGACAUGGUUUAAAAGCAACCAUAGAAGUUGGUAUUUCAGUUGCUAUGCUGCUGUCAGUGUUGGAUACUGCCUCACAGGAUGGUUAGGUACAGCCAUGGUUCGAGGUUUUGGCAGAGAUUCCCUUUGUUAUGGUCUCGUCAUUGUUGCACUAUGUUGGUACUUUGCUUUUGGCCGAUUCGUCAAAGAUACGCCAAAAUCAUAUCAGCAUGACACAAAUGCAGCGGUAAUUCCAUGGGGAAAAUUACUGCGAUCCGUUCCAGUAUGGGCGUCCGCUGUAGCCACAAUGGGCAAUCAAUGGGGUGACGCUACCCUAGCACUUGGUAUGACGAAAUACCUAAAACUCAUCUAUGGUUUCUCUACAGCUAAUGAUUCCGUUCUGACAACAUUACCUCAUAUCGGUCAUUUCAUGGCUGCAUUAACGUGUGGUCUCCUUGUGGAUCACGUUCGUGAAUCAAAAAUAGUUUCAACCACCACAGCAAGAAAGCUAGUAGUUUAUACUGCCCAUUUUAUACCAGCAGCCUUGCUCUUCGUUGCUGGCUAUGCUGGUUGUCAAGCUCUAGGAGCAGCGUGGUUGGGCAUAGCUGCACUGUUAGUUUCUGGAACUGCACCUGCAGGUGCAUUAGCAGCUAUAGCGGACCUUGCACCUGUUGAAUCUCCAGCCUGUGCAGCGGCUGCGUGUGCAUUAUGCUCCACCCUAGGAGCAGCAGGCUUAUUAGCUGCUAAUUAUUUUGUUACUCAAGCUCUGCAUGGUUCUAUUGCUGGUUCUUGGCGACUGGUAUUCGGUGUCGCUUCCGUUGUUCUUCUAUCAACUGCUGCAGUUUUCCUGGCUCUUGGAAAAGGUGUUCCACAACCGUGGAUUGCUUCCGUUGACCGACCGCGAAGUCACGAUGCUAUUUACGAACAAGACACCUUGGAACUCGAUUACGAGGACGUCGGUGUACAAACAGAGCCUUUCAGUCCUUAUUCACUGGAGGAGGACGUGGAGAGCGCGAAAAAUGUGCCUCGUUCUGCCUCGGUCCAUUCGAAAGUUUCACAGGCAUCUAAUUAAAUUCAUGUCCAUUGUUGGAAUGUUCGUAUUUAUUCAGUAUUUUCAACCUAUUCAUGUAUAUACGAGUUCCAUAAGUAUUCACACCCUUUCAAUUAGUAACUGUAGCAGCAUGAUGUUAUCUAAUAGGUAGAUAUACUGUAUUAAUUAAACUUUCAUUCGCUAUGAAUAUUAUUAAUGAAAAUUAACUUCUUACGACAAAGAUUCUAAUUUAACACGUUGACUAUCUCAGUAGAAACAACCAUCUGUAGUCAGACACGUUUUAAUUUUAAUACAAUUACUCAAUAUAUUGAUAAUUAAUUGAUAAGGCUUGAUAAAUAAUUUGUUUAUUGCUUAUUUCGAUAUUGUUAAAAAAAAUCUCUAUGCAACUGUAGGUCGAUAUAAGCAUGUCUUUUGUAAUUAAUAAUCAGUUUUUAAGGACAUAUAUGUAGGGUGUCUCAAAAAGGUCGUACAAAUAGAAAACCUUAGGAUAUGAGUAAUUACACAUUUGGUACUUGAUUUUUGAAAUGCAUUAUGAAGUGACCAAUAUUUUUGAGGCACUCUGUACAUAUAGGUAAUUGUUAGUUUAGAAUAUAUAUUUUUGAAAAUUGUAUAUAUGUUACAGAGUGUAUUAUAGAUGAGAUUACAUACCUUUUAAGUUAUAUAGUGCUAGUGGUACAUACACUUUGCAAAACAAUUAAAGGAUCACCUCUACGAACCCGAAAAAUAGGGCGAGAUUCAGAUGGUCCCUUAAUUGUUUUGCGGAAUGUAUUAUCUACGUUUGCAAUAUUUUAUGUUAAAAUAAUUCAGUAAAAUAAAUAAAGAAAUAAUAAUAAAUACA
Molecule: messenger RNA, 2657 nt
Organism: Osmia bicornis bicornis
Lineage: Eukaryota; Metazoa; Arthropoda; Insecta; Hymenoptera; Megachilidae
Product: sialin-like
Exons: 9
Coding region: 263-1840 (525 amino acids)
Biological process (GO): monoatomic anion transport; transmembrane transport
Cellular component (GO): plasma membrane
Molecular function (GO): transmembrane transporter activity
Source: RefSeq, a predicted model, not a curated record